Molecule: messenger RNA, 1413 nt
Organism: Oikopleura dioica
Lineage: Eukaryota; Metazoa; Chordata; Appendicularia; Copelata; Oikopleuridae
Source: the annotation of a GenBank genome assembly
AUGAAUGGAUUAUCCAAGGACAUCGACAAUCGCUAUCGGUCCGGUCCAGCACCGCCCAAGCUGCUUUCAAUGGACUGUCACACAUGCAGAAAAUACCAAGAAAUCGAGCUCUUUCUUUGCUGCUGGCUCGACGGGACGCAGCCGACGGCAUACUGCUCGCUAGAAUGCCAGCAGACGGACUGGAAUCGGCACAGGGCGCUGUGCUCGCGAAAUACGCGUCCUCUCGAUCGACUGAGAAGAGAAUGCGACAAAAAAGUAGAAGAAAAUCAGCACACACUGCAGUUGCUAGAAACGGCGAAUAAAGACCUAAAUCGGAAGCAAAUGGACAUUUUAAAGCUAAAUGACUGUAUAUAUAGAAAAGACGAGAGAAUAAAAGAUCUCGAACGAAUAAACGAAAAAACAAACGCUGACAAAACCACCGCGCUAGAAUUUGCAAAAGAGCAGGAAAUCAAAAAAGAUGCCUGGAUAAAAUUAGUCAAUAGACAUGAAAAAACCAUUUCCGAGAACACCAAACUUGAAACAAAAAUCGCUGAAGAUUCCAAAAAAAUUAACGACAUGCGAAGUGGUGUAAAGAAUCUUAUGGACAGUCCUCGUCAGAACUGGUUCAGUUCUCCGAAAUUAGCGAAUUCUCGAAAGGGUUAUCUUUCCUCAAUUUACAAGAAAUCGGAGCAAUCCAGUCAGAAUAAAGUGAUCUUUGAAACCGAAAGAGCGCCAGUAGAAUCUACAGUCACCGUGAGACGCAACCAUGUCGAUCAGUUUACCGACCGAAAUUUCAUACUAAUCGAUUUCGAAGCCAUCAACAGCGAAAUCUGCGAAUUCCCGGCAAUUUGGGCACGCAACGGCGAAAUCAAAGCCGUCUUCCACGCAUACUGCCGGCCAACAAAGGCGAUCCGACCAGAUCGAUACAAUGGCUUUUACAAAGACUUUCUUGGACACAACUUGAAGUUUUAUCUGAAACAGAACUCGUUUAAAAACGUCGAGUGGCAGUUUUGCAAGUGGUGCAAGCAUCACAAACUUAUGGUGGAGACGCAGAAGGGGAUUUUUAAUAUUGCUAGUGAUACUGCCAUUGUGACCCAAGGAACUGAAGAUUUCAACUUCCUCAAUACUUCACUUCUCAAUAAUAAAGUUUCAGCGAAGGAACGCCCUUGCUACAAAUAUUUCUACGACCUUGACGCUUUAUGGAUUCACGCAAUCGGCAGCGAUCCUCCUCGCUCACCACGAAUGCACAACAUGGCCAAGGAUCAAAACUGGCCCGAUGUUCCCAACGCCCAUUCUGGCAUUCAUGACACACUUCAGCUAUAUUACGUUUUCGACGGAUUAAGAAGGAAGCUAACAAGCGACUCGACGGAAAAUGUUUUACGGAGAGCGCUGAGAAAAAAUCAAAAUCAUCAAUCAGCGCCAACGAAAAAAUGA